This is a messenger RNA of Dermacentor albipictus, 1906 nucleotides long. RefSeq names its product iripin-2-like. The record is from RefSeq and is a predicted model, not a curated record. Gene Ontology annotation, molecular function: serine-type endopeptidase inhibitor activity. NCBI's taxonomy places the organism in Eukaryota, Metazoa, Arthropoda, Arachnida, Ixodida, Ixodidae.
ACCGUCACCGCAGCCAGAAGUCAGACGCAGCCGGACGUUCGUAGAAGAGGCACGAUGCUCACGAAGAUUGUCUUUCUCGCUGCGAUGCUCGUCGUAGUCACCUGCGAAGAUGACGACGACACGCUGCUUGCCAAAGCUCACAACCAGUUCGCCGUGAAUCUGCUGAAGCACCUUGCGAAUCGGGAUCCCCCAACCAAUGUCUUCUUCUCUCCGACUAGCAUCGCCGCUGCCUUUGGCAUGGCCUACGCUGGUGCCCGGGGAAGCUCAGAGGACGAGCUGGGGUCUGUGCUCGGUCACACCGCGGUUGGCCUCACAGACCGAGCAAGAGUGCUCUCUGCCUACAAGAACCUGCUGCAGCUCGCGACCUCGCCCAAUGUGACGCUGGAUGUGGCCAACAUGGUCCUCGCGCAGAAGGGCCUCCCUGUAACCGACCACUACAAGCAGCAGCUGCGCGAGGUCUUCGACGCGGAGCUCCGGUCAGCCGACUUCGCCAACGAAGGUCCCAGGGUCGCGGCUGAAGUCAACGCCUGGGUGCGCGACAAGACCAGGGGCAAGAUUAGCGGCAUAUUGCCGGUAGAACAACCGCUGAACAUCAUCAUGUUCAUCCUGAACGCCGUCUUCUUCAAGGGUACCUGGGUGACCAAGUUCGACGUCGCCGACACCGUGAACAAGCCCUUCUUCAACCUCGGAACUACUGAGGUGAGCAAACCGGCGAUGCACCUCAGCACACGUUUGUCGCACACCCGUAUCGACGCCUUGCGCGCGUCCGCUGUGGAGAUACCGUACCAGGGGGGCAAGUUCAGCAUGGUGGUCAUGCUCCCGGACACCCCUACUGGUCUUCAGGAACUCAGGGAUGGCCUGUCGGUCGCCACUCUCGAAGAACUCGGCAGCAAUUUGUACAGAAAGGACGUCGUACUCAGGCUGCCCAAGUUCGAGAUGAGUCUCGCCUACAACUUGGUGCCCGCGAUGCAGGCGCUCGGGCUGAACACCGUGUUUGAACGCUCGGCUAACUUCAGCGGCAUCACCGAGGGUCCGCCCGUCUACAUAUCGGACGCCGUGCACAAAGCAGCUGUCGAGGUCAACGAGGAGGGAACCAUCGCGGCCGCCGUUACAGGACUGCAGUCCGUCAGGCCUGCCCCGGCUGCCCCACUUCUGCCGAUUUUGUUCACCGUUGAUCGCCCUUUCCUGUACUACAUCAGGGACAAGAACACCGACCGCAUCCUCUUUAUCGGUGAAGUCCACGGCCUUUGACGUGGGCAAUUUUUUUUUGCGUUGGUUGGUUAAGGAAGAGUUUUGAAGGACUGCAAAGUGUCUACUCGUAUCCGGAAACCCAUAGUCAAAUACCUGUGCUUCAUUUUCUUUUUUCUUUGAACGCCUAUGUGCCGCUCCAAAUAACGUUACUAGACAAUUACGAUGCACAGACCGUAAAGCGGUCGCGUCAAGGCUCUGUUUUACUUCUGGUUGGCUGUGAAUUGGCGUUGGUGUGGGACGGAAGAAAAGUUGUUUGUCAUACCAGUCGCAGCGUGCUCGGCACCGCCUGUUGUACAUUGCGCAUUUCAAUAUUCCGUGAGGUCACCAAGAACAUUCCAUUAACUAGUCAUCGGCUGACCUCUAGCUCCAUCUUUAUUUCUUUCCCCUUUUUUUUUCGUCGACGAAAACAAACGACUGCACGGGUAUGUACUGAUGUCUUAUCACAGCACUGCGACAACAGAACGCAGCCGUGUCUCCAGUAGACAAAAAGCGUCUGCAAGUGCCGAACCAUUUCCAGCGUGUGUUCUAUUUCUCAUUCUGUAAAAGUGCGCGGUGUUUCGGGUGCCUAAUUCGUACUGAAUAAAAAAAACGUUGACUGGACGGUUGGCAGGGUGGUUCCCGAGCAUAAGUUCAGUGACGUUCUCAAUUCUUUCAA